Molecule: messenger RNA, 1900 nt
Organism: Xiphophorus hellerii (green swordtail)
Lineage: Eukaryota; Metazoa; Chordata; Actinopteri; Cyprinodontiformes; Poeciliidae
Product: cystatin-like
Exons: 5
Coding region: 300-719 (139 amino acids)
Cellular component (GO): cytoplasm; vesicle
Molecular function (GO): cysteine-type endopeptidase inhibitor activity
Source: RefSeq, a predicted model, not a curated record
AACUGCAGCAGGGAAACAUCACCAGACACCCACUCUGCAGUUUGCCUCCAAUGCUCACCAAGGCUGCUCAUGGCUUAGAAGCAUGCAUGGUGUCACUCCCAGGCAGUAGGUGGGUGUGAUCUUCACUGACUGGUUGAACAUAAUAAAGUCUGAAUGCUGACACACACACACAUUCACUCAGAGAACACAGAAGCCGUUUCACUCUUCCUUUGCAUUUUCCCUCAGCUGAAGCAACAUCUAUAAGAAUCUUGCAAAUGUCCUGGGAACGUCUGUAGCUGACAAGUUGUUGGAAAGCAAAUAUGUCUCUGCCAUUGUCCUUGCUGAUAUGUCUGUCAGUCUUCCAUCUGUGUUUGGGAGUUCAGCCUGAGAAGAGAUUCCUUACAAAACAGCAUUGGUCUGAAAAACCUACUGAGUCAGAAGAUGUUCAGAAGGCCGUUGAAUUUGCUGUGGAAAGGUUCAACAAAAAAGCAAAGGGCAAGAUGUUCUUCAAGCUGGUCUCAAUUAACAGUGCUAAAUCCCAGGAAAGCAGUAAGAUCAAGUAUAAAAUCGACGCAGUCUUCGAAAGAACCAAAUGUCCUAAGUGGAAAAACCAUGAUGUGAAAAGCUGCAUUUUGGAAAAAGAGCAACUAUUGUGCCAGUUUGUUGUGUCUUUGAACCCCCGCAAGAGCAAAUAUGACCUGAAAUCCAAAAAAUGCCACAAAGUUGCAAAGAAGGAUUAAUUCUUUUUUACAGUGUCAAGAUAAUCCGAGAUCAUCCCAUUACUUCCAUGCUGAAGAUUUUAGGUUAACAGUCACAAUACAUAAAGUUACAUUUAUAAUUAAUUACACAAAGUAGCAUCUAUAACUAGGGGUAAAAUCAAACUUCAAUAAAAUCAGUGAGGUUGUGUGUUUCUUUUGUCUCAUGCAAACUUUACUUUUAAAUUCUAUUUCUUUUUUAAUUUAAUCAUAAGAAAUCAUAGUCAGGCAGAGAGAGAGAGAGUUGCCAAGCCAUGAAACAGGAACAUCAGGCUUUCUGAUAAGAUGAAGAAAGUUUUCAGCCUGCAGAUUUAUAGAAAUACGUGAGACUAUUCCUUCUUUCAAUGCAAGAAAGUUUAAAAUAAUACAUUUUUAUCAAAUUGAGUAAAUGAACAACUGUAACUUUAGUUUCAAAUAAUAAGAAUAAUAUAUGAUUCCUGUUUUUUUUCAGAAGAACACCUAUAAUUACAUUAUUAUUAGAAUACAAGUAACUAAUAAAGCAUGGUUAUCAUAAUAUUAGAAAUGACUGCUAAAUCAGAAGCUAGAGAGGUUAUAGAUGUGAUUUUGAUCAUGAACUUGAAAUGAUGUAAAACGUGUAACUGCAUUUAGAGAUCACUGAUGUUGUGUUGGAGGCAGUUUUUUAACUUUUUUAAGUUAACACAACUUCAAUUAGGCACAAUAAAAUUACUAUUGCCUAUCAAUUGUCUGUAAUGAAAUUCAUGCAUAUGGAACAUCUUCUGUUGUUUCUAAGAUCAAAAACACAAGAAACAGGAAAAAUAUGAUUUUAGUCAUGGAGAUUCUUUUCAGAUGUUCAUCACCUAAAUCAGCGUCUCUGGAUCUUUACCAGAACGUAAAGCCACACUGUAUUUUUCCAUUUCUCACAGAAGAGUGAGCUCCUGAUUCCAUGUUUAAAUAUCUAUCUGGUUUUAUGGUGACUAAAUAUAAUUCAUAUUGGUUAAAAUGUUGGGGUAAAAUUAUCCUCACUGUUUUAUAACAUGACGUUGUCGGGCAGGCAGUUUUAAAAUUGUUUCUCUUUGUUGCUCAAUGGAUACUUUUCAGAUUUCUAUUUUAAAAGUUCUGGAAGACCAUAUCUGUUUUCUUUCCACUUUAUCUUGACUUUCCACUUUUGCUACUUUGUGAAUAAAUUGCUUAAACUCCCAACGUCA